UAAACAGUUCGGAAAAACUGAAAAGCAUACGAUUGUUGCUGCCAUUUUUCUCCUUUUUUAGGAGUUUUUCCAGCGAUAAUGGCGAGCAUCGAUACCUCAAUCACACAUGCUUCGUCUUUGGAAAACUUCCUCGAAUUCACAGAAUGUUUGCCUGACGACAUCCAAAGAAGUAUUACCCAGAUGAGAGAACUUGAUCGCCAAUACCAAGAGCGACUGAAAGAAAUAGAAAGAUUGAUGAAUUCUUAUCAAAAAGAAAGAGACUCGGCAAUGAAGAGAAAGUAUUUAAUUCAAAUCCAGAGACGGUUGGUAAAAAGCCAGGAAUAUGGUGAUGAGAAACUACAGCUAGUUGGACACAUCAUGGAAGUGGUUGAAAAUAGAAGUCGGCAAGUAGAAAUUGACAUGGAACACUUGGAUACUUAUCGUAAUGAUGAUAUGCCAACACAAAUUAUCAAGCAUGAAGUUCCAGUGUCAAUGAUUGAAGAUAUUCCAGUAAUAAAAACAGAAAAGACAAAACGGAACAGACGGCAAAGAAAUCAUGAUAAGCAUGAUUCUGAGACAGGAGGAGGAUCAUCAGGAGGGGCUGAUAACCAAAAACCAGUCAAGAAGAAGGCUAAAGUCAGCAGAAAAAAAGCCAAGAAUCAAAAUUCACCCCAGCCUGAUAUCCCAAUUGACCCUAAUGAACCUACGUACUGUUUAUGUAAACAGGUUUCAUUCGGGGAAAUGAUUGGAUGUGACAACGACAAUUGUCCAAUAGAGUGGUUCCAUUUCCAGUGCGUUGGACUCACUAACAAGCCAAAAGGAAAAUGGUACUGUCCAAAGUGUACUCCCCAAGACCGAAAAAGAGAAAGAAAUUAUCCCAGAUAAGUCAGAUAGUUGUGGUGUGGUUUGAUAUCUAAGCUUUACGUGUACAUUGAUAUGAAGCUUCAAGUAGAAGACGUUUAGUAAAACCUAUUCGGAUAAUAUUACCAAUCACUCUUUGUCCAAAGAAACAAUCCAAGACACGUGUCUGGUGUAUUGGUGCGGAGUCAGACAGUACAGUGGCAGAUCCAGAACGAUUUCAAGGGGGUGACUGUUACUUAGAAAGGCAGCACAUAGCAUCCUUUUUAGGUCUUACUUUAUCCUUAAUUCUUUUUUUUUUUCAAUCCAAAGAGUCGACUAAUCGACUAGUCAACCGAUUCACCUCCAUCUGGAUCUGCCCUUGCAGUGUAAGACAGUUUUAGUUAACUACUUAAACAGUCUUAACGACCUUUCGGACUCAAUAAUGAUAAGUGUACUCCAAGGAAAAAUUGAUCAUAAAUUCAGUUUUGCAGUU
Actinia tenebrosa (Australian red waratah sea anemone) is the source of this 1312-nucleotide messenger RNA. Its product is annotated as inhibitor of growth protein 1. Gene Ontology annotation, cellular component: nucleus. The record is from RefSeq and is a predicted model, not a curated record. Gene Ontology annotation, biological process: positive regulation of DNA-templated transcription. Lineage: Eukaryota; Metazoa; Cnidaria; Anthozoa; Actiniaria; Actiniidae.